Molecule: messenger RNA, 4197 nt
Organism: Chrysoperla carnea
Lineage: Eukaryota; Metazoa; Arthropoda; Insecta; Neuroptera; Chrysopidae
Product: protein PF14_0175-like
Exons: 16
Coding region: 79-3861 (1260 amino acids)
Molecular function (GO): nucleic acid binding
Source: RefSeq, a predicted model, not a curated record
UGUCUGUUGUGUAUUUAUUCUUGGUUAGAAAGCAAAAUAAAUAAUUCUUGUAAUAAAAAGAAAUAAAUAUUCCACAAAAUGAGCAGCUCCGAGGCUUCUUCGUAUGCUGCGAGUGGCAGGCAGGAAGUUUUAUAUAAAGUAUUUGUUCAUCGGGCGGGCGAAAAAAAUCCUCCUUUAGACAAGGAAGAACUUGAAGAAAUGUUUGCUUCGGUAAUCGAACCAUUUAAAGUGAAUGUACCCAAAAGUGGCGAAUAUGGUUUCGCCUAUUUUGGAUCUAGACGAGAUGCACGUGCUUGUAUUGCUGCAUUUCAUAAGCAACCACCUUUUUAUUAUAGUGUGUAUGUUGGGCAACCUGAAGUAGUUCCGAUGAGCGAAAAAGAUCUGAAAAGAUUGAGCUUAGAAUUGCAAUAUAAAGCAAAACGCUUGGAAAUUAUUAAUUUACAAAUGCGUGAAUUACGAUUGGAAAAGAGUAAAUUGACAAAUGACUUAGGAGCUCUUAGUGAUUAUUGUGGCAGUGAUACCGAAUUAGAAGAAAUCGAAUCUGAUGUUUUGUUAAACUAUAAUUCAGAACAAGGCUCAUACUUAAGUGAUGCCAAAGAUGAAGAACUUCGUUUAGACAAAAAGCGAUUGCGUGAUAAAUCUCGAUCACGCGUAUCUGAAAUUUUAGGCCAACAUGAUAAAUCCGAACAUAGACGUGAUAAAUCCGAACACAGACGUGAUAAGUCCUUACAUAGACAACAAAGUUUUAAUAGUACUACUAAUGGACGACAAUCUAGAUAUAGUAUGAACGUGCAACAUAAUUCUAACAUACAUCAUAAGGAUAGAAAUACUCGACACAGUCUUGGUUCGACAUCGUCGAAUGGUUAUCAAAAAACAUCAACAAAUGUACAAGAGCGUAUUAGUCGAGUGUCGUCGGCAAAUAAAGAAAAUAUUCGUAGUUUUUCUUCAAAACAACAAAGUAUUCUUGUUGAAACAGUCCCAACGGAUCGAUUUGUUCAGGCUACAAUACAAUAUAUAAACACAAAAAAAAAUGAAAUUUGGGUUAGUUUGACAUCAAAUAAUGAAAAAUUAAAUAAAAUUAACGAUUUACUUGCUGAGGCACCUAAACAUCGUAUUAUCCCAGCAUAUGAUAUUCAUAUAAAUUGUUAUUGCAUUGUGGAAUUUAAUGGUAACGGGAUCUGGUAUCGUGCUCAAGUUAUUGAUAAACACGAAUCAGAUAUAAACAUUUUACGUUUAAUUGAUUAUGGAAAUCAAAUUACUUGUAUUGAUGCUCUUGUUAAAAUGCCGGAAUGUUUGUAUGAAAUUCCUGCACAGGCAAUACAGAUUUCUAAUUCGUCAUUAAACUUAGAACAAUUAAAUACACUAGAAAAAAUUAAUAUCAGAACAAUGUCAAAUAACAAUAACAUAACAUAUUGUGAAAUUUCUUCAACUACUGAUGUUAUUAAAAAUUUUGAAAAUAAAUUUUUAAACAAUACAAAGCAAGUAUCAUCAUUUACACAAGCUAACAAAAGUUUGAAUUCUAAGCAAUCUGCUACGCCCGGCAAAAAGGUUUAUGAUAAACGCGAAUGUAUUAUAAACUCUUUAUCGUUAGCGCAUAGAGGCACAUUAAAAUUGAAAACUGUUGUUGACUCAAAGUCAUGUAUAGCCCAACUGACAAUUAUGGGUGAUGAUUUUUCAAAUUAUGUUCAAGCAAUACAGAAUAUUUGGGAAAAGUAUCCAACAGAAUAUAUUCAGCCCGUUGCUGGUGAUUUAGUUUGUGUUGAAAAUGAUGUUGAUGAAGGUUGGUCUCGUGGUUACGUGAUGGAUAAAUUGAAUGCAAGCAAUGGAUAUCGUAUUGCUUUAAUCGAUGAUGGUAUUUAUAUGAAUAAUGUUACAAAAUGUUGUAAAUUAUUACCAGAACAUGUAAGAAUUCCAGAUUUUGCAUGUUUAUGCGAAGUCAUCGAUGUAUUAUGUAAUCAACAACAAUUUAUGAAGUUAUUUGCGGAGGAUAAAACGUAUAGUUUUAUAAUAACAGAAGUGGAUGUUGAAGGAACAACGAAUAUACCAUAUGUAAAAUGUACAUUAAAAGAUCGAAAAACAAAAGAAAAUAUUUGUGAAUUGAAAUUAUCUAGUUGGAUAUUAUCAAUGAAACAAGAUUCUACCAAUCAUAUUGAUUCAAAUGGUAUACAAAAUGUGGAUAAUCAACCAAAUCCAAACAAAAACUUUAAACAAACAGAUGUUAAUGAAAAUCAAUCCAAUUCUGGUCGAAAUUACAAUCAAAAAAGAAAUUUUGAUAAUCAACAAACACAUAAUAGAAAUAAUCAAUUAUAUGAUAAUCAACAAACUCGUAAUAAAAUUAAUAACCGCCCAUUUGAUUCUCAACAAACGCAUAAUAGAAAUAAUAACCAAUCGUUUGAUAAUCAACAAAGUUCAAAUACCAAUUAUAGACAACAAAAAGAUUUUAAUAAUCAACAAAUCUAUAAUACAAAUAAUAAUCAAACAAAUUAUAAUACAGCGACUAAUCAACAACAAAGCUUUAUGCAAUAUGAUGGUAUUAUACCAAAAGUAAAUUUACCAUCAGAAUCAAUUGUAAUGGUUGCAUUUAUUGAAUCACAACAAACUGUGUUUGUUAAAUAUCGUGAAUCAGCACAACAUUUAAAAAAAGUUACUGAGUUAAUUCAAUCAGUUUCAAAAUUGGCGCCAAUGAAUUUAAAAUUGGCAAAAAUUGGAAAAUGUGUAGCAGCUCAAUACAGUGAAGAUCAACAAUGGUAUCGUGGUGAAAUCUUAUCAAUAGACAAUGAUACGAAUAUAGCAACCGUAUUAUAUAUUGAUUAUGGUAAUAAAGAAGAAGUCAAUAUCAAUGAAACUAAAAUGUUAUCGCAAUCAUUAUUAGAUAUUCCACGUGCCCUUGUUGAAAUUAAAUUACAUGAUUUACCAAAUAAACCUUUCACAUUGGCGCAAGCGAAAUAUUUAGAUCAAUGUAUGGCUUCUAAACCUAAAUUUAAAAUGAUUCUAAAUGCAUUGCAGAAAGGCGUACAAUUAAUAAAUGAUCUUGAAAAUUUUAAUGAAAAAUUACUUAGUUUAAGUAGAGAGAAUAAUAAAAAUAAUGAUACAGUAUUACCAAAAGAAGUUGAAAAAGUACUAUCGAAAGAAGUUGUGGAAGAAAACGUUAAACCAACACAAAGAUCCUCUGAGAAUAUUUCAAUUCCAUCAACAUCAUCUAGCCAACCGAAAUCGAAUCAAGUAACUCCUACAGAGACGAACAUUACAAUUCCAUCAAUAUCAUCUAGCCAACCGAAAUCGAAUCAAGUAACUCCUACAGAGACAAAAGAAACUGUUAGUGAUGCACCUGUGGAUAUUCCGUUUGUGGAUUUACCAUUAGGAAAAACUACGAUAAUUUUCCAAAAUGUACUUGAGGCAGAAGAAAGAGUUAUUGUGUGUUAUCCGGAUGAUGCCGAAAAUUUAUUGCAUGUUCAACAGGAUUUAACUCUAGAAAUUCAUAAUUAUUUGGAAAUCAAUGAUGAGGAAACUUCAUAUAAACCAGAUCUAGGUGCACCGUGUAUUGCAAAAUUUGAAGACUCUUGGUAUCGGGGAUUAUGUUUAGCAAAUGAUAACGAAGAUGAUUCAGCUAUAAUAAUGUUUGUUGAUUUCGGUAACCAUGAGAAAGUGAAAUUUACAGAUAUACGUAAAUUACCUAAACAAUUUUUAAAGGAUCCAGCAAUUGCAUUAAUUUGUACUGUAAUGGACGUUCCAUCGGAUGUUAGUGCGGAAGACUUCUUAAAUUCAUUAGUUGAGUUAGAACGCUAUGAAGUAGAUGUUAUUGAAAAAGAAGACGAAGCGCAAUACAAAAUCCAUAUUCCUGGAAUUUCAGCGGUGAAUUAAUUUUUUUUUUUUAUUUGUCAAAUGAGUUUUUUUUUUUUGUUAUUGUGAUUAAGUUCCUGUGUACAACAGUUACGAAGAAUUUAUGUUAAGAAGUUGUAAGCAAGGCGUCGUUGUACCUGGAAAUAUACAAUUUAAUUAUUUUAGAAUUGUUUAGAAAUAUGUUCAUAAACAAGAAAUAAUUUAAUAUUUCUGAUGUGCAAGAAAAGUUAAUUUAAAUUUUUGAUUAUACAGAAAUCAAUUGACAAGAAGCCAAUCUCUCGUGAUUUAAUUGAUUCGAUCUUAAUUUUGAUAAAUAUAAGUUAUUCUAAAGUACAUAAAUUGAAUUAUGUACAUUAA